Messenger RNA from Clunio marinus, 2192 nucleotides. NCBI's taxonomy places the organism in Eukaryota, Metazoa, Arthropoda, Insecta, Diptera, Chironomidae. The record is from the annotation of a GenBank genome assembly.
AAGAUACUUAAAACUCCGCAGAUAAUAAUCAUCUGUUAAUAAAACUGUUCGAAUUACUUGCACUUGAAAGUUGAAACGAAGUGAGUUCAAGUGCUAACAUUUAAACUCAUAAAUUAACUAUAAACAGAGUGAUUGACUAUAAGCAUUGAGAAAAUGGUUGAUGUUUGUUGUCUCCGGAUGUCCGCAAGAUGCUCGAGGCCAAUUCGCUCGACCAUGAAGGAUAUUACAAAACUUAGCAAUGCUGGAUCGAAUCAUGAUUGUGGUUCACUGUCGCGUGUCGUGAUGGUGCGGAAAACUGAUCAGCGUGUGAUAAAUCACAAAAAUCAAAAGGAUCCACAGACAGAAGUCAUCACAAUGGAAACAAUUUCUACUUAUCGUGGUCAUCGUCCAGAUAGAACUGUUGUGAUUAAGAAACGCGACUUAUCUGCAAAUGCAGUUCUGUCAACUUCAAUGAGUGAACGAGAUCAUGGCUAUUCAUCACUUACACCCAGUCGAACAAUUAAAUCAGAAAUAAGCAAAGAUUUUAGUUCGUUGAGUCUUUUAACACCUGACGAUGCAAACACACUUAACAAUAGUUUGAACAACAGUCCGAAUAGUAAUCCAAGAAAAACUAUUCUCAAUGGCAAUGGAGUUCGAGAUUCGAAUAACAACCCUUAUGGGACUCCAACAAUGUAUGCAAAACACAAUAGAAACUCAUUGAACACGCGAAUACAACAAGAAGAUCGAAGUUUUUCGAAAUCUUCAACUAGUCUUAGAAGUUCUCCAGCACUUAGAAACUCACCAGGACUUCGUCACUCGACGCCAUCGCCCUGUAACAGAAGAUCAAUUUUUAGUGACUUUGAACUUGAUUGUUUAAAAGCUCACAAUGAAUAUCGUGCUAGACAUGGAGUGGCAGCCUUGAAACUUAAUAAAAAGCUUUGUAAACAUGCAGAAGAAUGGGCUCGAAUACUCGCAAAUCGAGGAAUUUUAUUGCAUAGAAAUAAUUCUAUUUACGGUGAAAAUAUAUUCUGUUCAUGGAGUUCCAACAUACACAACAAUCAUGUGAGUGGUCGAGAACCAGUUGACAACUGGUAUGCUGAGAUAUCGCAUCAUGUCUUUCAUAAAGAACCCACGACACUGAAAUCAGGUCACUUCACACAAGUUGUUUGGAAAGAAAGUCGAGAGUUAGGCGUUGGAAUGGCAAAAAAUCGGUCAGGAGAAGUGUUUGUGGUGGCAAAUUAUGAUCCACCUGGUAAUUUCAUUGGGUCAUUUGAGAAGAAUGUUCUCCCAAUAUUAGGAGAAGACGACAAAAUGAGAGCUUCCAUGGAAAAGUCUGAUGAAGAAAUUGAUGAAGUGGAAUAUUCUGAGGAAGAAUACGAAGCGUUUGCACAGAAAAUAUUAAAACAUCACAAUGAAUAUCGGAAAAAACAUUACGCACAUGAAUUGAGAUUAACCAAAGAACUAAUGAAUGACGCACAACAGUGGGCAGAGAAGCUAGCAGCGGAAGAUAAAUUUACGUAUCGACAAAACUCACAAUAUGGAGAGAAUUUAUAUUGUUUGUGGAGCAGUGACAGAGAUGCAUGGCCCAAUGCCAAAGACGUUUGCAAAUCAUGGUAUGAAGAAGUUAAGCAAUAUAUUUGGAAUGUAGAACCAAAAACGUCAUUUAAAGCUGGUCAGUUCUCUCAAUUGGUUUGGAAAAGCUCAAGAGAACUUGGUGUUGGUGUAGGUCGAACUAAAAGUGGAAAAGUGAUUGUUGUCGCCAGUUAUUGGCCUCGAGGAAAUAUCAUCGGACAAUUUUUACAGAAUGUUAAAAAAGGGAACUGAUUGAAUAUGAAGGCUGAUGAGAAGAAUAAAGAUUGAACACCAAAAAGUAGAUUUUGUAAUGAUAGUCUUAAAUUAUUGGAAAAAAUAAUUCUUUGAGCACCUUUAACCUUAAUCAAAAUAAUUCAGGUCAUGAUUAUAGAGCCUUAAUCUCUACUUACAUACCUUUUAAAGCCAUAAAACGUCCAUUUCCAUUGUUAAAUAUUUGCAAUUUACAUAAAUUAAAAUAUAAAAUUUUUAAUCUUCGCAUUACUUUGGAUUUUGUGAAAUCGUUAAAUUCGCACAUUAAAUAUUUGCUUGAACGAAAACUGAAAGAAAUUUUUCGUAAAAAGUAUUAAAAUACAGAUGAAAUGGAGUUUUGAUUAGAAAUUGCAUAAUUUUAAUGAUAAGAG